AUGGAGAUAGGAAACAAAUAUGAGAGUUUUAGUGCUCUAGAAAAGACCAUAGAUGCAUAUUGUCACGCGAAUUUUAUAAAUCUGUGGAAACGUGAUUCUAGAAGAAUUGCUGCCAGUAGAAUUAUAAAGAAGAUCAAAUUGGAGCUUGUUUACUAUGAAGUAAAAUAUGCCUGUAUACACGGUGGUAGAACUUAUUUCAAGAGGGGUAAAGGGAUGCAUGAUACAAGUACCUUUAAACUUCAAGAGCCCUGCAUGUUUUUUCUUCGAUUUAGAGUGGACGAUAAGGGCAAAAAUCUGGAGUUAAGGUCUCUACAUUUAAACCAUAAUCAUGAAAUUAGUAAAAUAAGCUUCCUACAUUAUCCAGGGGAGAGAAAGCUUCUUUCAGAAAUGGAAAAUGAGGCCAGAAACGCAAUCGCUUUAAAAGCUAAUAAAAAAUGUUACAACAGCAACUUCAGCAAAAAUCAGGCAAAAUAA
Brassicogethes aeneus is the source of this 474-nucleotide messenger RNA. The record is from the annotation of a GenBank genome assembly. NCBI's taxonomy places the organism in Eukaryota, Metazoa, Arthropoda, Insecta, Coleoptera, Nitidulidae.